Coprinopsis cinerea okayama7#130 is the source of this 612-nucleotide messenger RNA. RefSeq lists its product as hypothetical. NCBI's taxonomy places the organism in Eukaryota, Fungi, Basidiomycota, Agaricomycetes, Agaricales, Psathyrellaceae. Bases 1 to 612 code for a protein of 203 amino acids. The record is from RefSeq and is a predicted model, not a curated record. The transcript has a single exon.
AUGUCCAGAAAGCAAAUAAACGACGCAACAACUCCCACAUCCAAGCCAACCAGGAAAGCAUCUCUCCAUCUCGUUCAAUACAGCAGAAAUCGCAUCGGCGCUCGAUCUACGGACCCACGCUUUGGGAUGUGGGCUUUCGUUCUCCGAGACCAAAGCUCUCCCAGAGCCAUAAUCUUCUCCCCGGAGGCCUCUGCAUACACAGAACUCGGCGACAUCGGCGGUCCUUCAAAGUACAAAUUCAGAAUGGUAGAGACCAACACCACAUUAGCCAAAACCACAAUCUUCGACGAAAGGGGUGAUUUCGAGAGGGAGAUCAUCGACCCGUCGACUUUGGCCGUCGCUUUCCACCUUUGCCCUGUCCGCUCAAUUCGUCUCAUGGAGUUUGAAGCAGACGAGCGCCUGCUUCUCCUGGUCUAUUCGGUUUUGGAGAUCACUUUCGUGGCCUCGAUACACGUCAUUACCGAGCCGGAUUGGGCCGUCAGCCAACGAUGGGUUGUUUUGGCACUCCUUGAGCUGGCUGCAGAAGGAUUUAAAGUUCCCGUGGCAGAGCGAGAUGAAAUUACCACGGUUUUCAGAAGAACGAAAGAAUGUGUUGAUCUUGAUUUCCUGUAA